Brienomyrus brachyistius is the source of this 3070-nucleotide messenger RNA. Its product is annotated as cell division cycle protein 20 homolog B-like. Gene Ontology annotation, molecular function: anaphase-promoting complex binding; protein binding; ubiquitin ligase activator activity. The record is from RefSeq and is a predicted model, not a curated record. The coding region runs from base 123 to 1685 and encodes 520 amino acids. Lineage: Eukaryota; Metazoa; Chordata; Actinopteri; Osteoglossiformes; Mormyridae. Gene Ontology annotation, biological process: positive regulation of anaphase-promoting complex-dependent catabolic process; positive regulation of ubiquitin protein ligase activity; anaphase-promoting complex-dependent catabolic process. The transcript is spliced from 12 exons. Gene Ontology annotation, cellular component: anaphase-promoting complex.
CCAGUCACCGCAGACUCCAGCUGCCUAGACUUUAGUUUGUAGAGUGAACGAAGUCACUUAAGAACGUUAAAUUUUAACUUAGUCUUUAAGGAAACCUUCUCCCUUUGGGCUUCUCCGGAGGAAUGGAAUGGAAGUUAAAGAAAUAUUUCCGUCCCAAAGUGAAAAGAGAAGGAGCGAUGGUUUUGGCAAACACUAUGAGAGUGCUUUCUAAAGAUUUGUUCAGUUUCAAAAGAAAAUAUUCCUUUGGUGCUGUGAAGAAAACCACAGAUAUCUCAUAUAGACGUUUUAAGAGGAGGAUCUUGAGUCGGCGAAGUACUGAAUUCCCCGUAGCGAGCAGCCCGAUGACCACUAGAUGGCAGCACUCCUACAUCACAGAAAACGACACCGUUUGUCAAAGGCUGCCACUGGAUUCUCCGCCGCGUUCCACCUCACUCACUGAAGUACGUCUGGGUGACCAGGAGACAUUACCCACCCCAGAUGGAGAAUCUCCUGUAGAUCUUGAUAAAAGAGGCUGGGAUGUCAGUGCGAAGUCUCUGCUUGAAACGUCACGUGAAUGCAACCGAGGGCAGAGUGAUGCUUUGAAAGUGAACGAGCAGGAUUGCAUUUGGAAAGAAUCUGAAGGUGAUGAAAAUCGAAGCUCUACACCGCUGCCCUUCAGUAUCGUUGACACAGCUCCCAGCAUGCCCUGCAGUGUCUUCAAAGCAGAGUGGCAGAUGGCAGUCCCUGGACUGCAGGAUGACUACUAUCUCAACCUUCUGGCUUGGAGCGAACAGAAUGUGAUCGUACUCGGCCUGGCCUCCUCAGUGUGCAUUUGGGACGCCAGCACUCAGUCGCUGCAGGGGAGCCUUCAGUUAACGGCCCACACCUCUGAUCUUUUUGGCCCUCCCUGCUGUCCUCGGGUUUCUUCAGUUGCCUGGAGUAAAGAUGGCCAAACCCUUGCCAUUGGGAAGAGUGACGGGGAGAUUCUGCUGUGGGAUGUGGAACGCAGGACGAGCCUGAGAAAACUAACAGGACAUCUAUCAUCGGUGGGGUCCCUAAGUUGCAACCAGUACAUCCUCAGCAGUGGCUCAGUCCUUGGAUUGAUCCAUCACCAUGAUGCACGGGUGGCUAGACCUGUGGUUGGUUGGCUCCGGCAGAAGAAGGGCAUAUGUGGUCUUGCGUGGCGUCCAGAUGGGAGCAAGCUGGCCAGUGGAACUACCGAUGGUCUCCUUAGCAUCUGGCCUGAUGAUCCUGGGGCUACAGGGAAGUGUUUGCCAAUGCUGACCAUAUCCCAUCCAACUGCGGUCAAGGCCCUUGCCUGGUGUCCUUGGCAACUGGAAGAGGUGGCUGUUGGUGGGGGCAGGCAGGAUGGGGCCUUGAGGGUCUGGGACACUCAUACAGGACUCUGUCGGCAGUCAGUUCAGACACACUCUCAGAUAUGUUCAUUGUGCUGGUGCCCAGCCAAUGAGGAACUGCUCAGUGGUCAUGGCCUUCCCCAGAAUCAAAUCACCUGCUGGAAGAUGCCGUCCAUGAGCAGAAAAGCUGAGCUGUACGGUCACAGAGGUCGUGUCCUGCACCUGGCACGGAGCCCAUGUGGAACUCGCAUCUUCACGGUGGGCUCGGAUCUCCAAGCCUGCAUGUGGAAACGUUCGGACCGACUGAUCGGGCCCCAAGAAGAUGCUGAUGGACAUUGCUGUGAGAAUUGACAAUGUCAUGAGACGCUAUGAUGAUGAUGUCAUGAGAAACCGAAGCCUGGGACACAGAGCUGUACCCGUAGCUCAGCGUUCCCAUCAGAAAGGAAAGGAACAUGGCCACUCCGCGAUGCUAUUUCUCACCUCUAACCUUCAGAUGCUCCAUGCAGUACUGUGUGACGCCGUCCUCGUGGUCGGACCACUGAGUCAAACCCACCGGUGGUCUCAGCUCUCUUCGCUGUUCUUUCCCGCAAGCACACCCACAUUUCCAUCCUCUGCUGAUGGUAAAUUGUAGUCUUUGGUCACUGCUGCUUACACACGUAUGCAUGUACCAUAUAAAUCUAGGCUAAAGAACAACAGGCAGUAAAUGGAAACUUAAGAUCAGUAUUUUUGGUUCUUUUUUCAGUGAGACUUGACAGUUUCAGGUUUAUAAAGAAGUAUGGAAUUAAAAUGCAGUCUUACUGAGGACAUAAGUAGCAGAUUUAGGAGUUAUUAACCCUUUCAUGUGCUACUAGGAACUGGGCAUUGAGACUGAAGUCAGCACAGCGUGUAUGACAGCUUGGACAGCUGUAUUUUAGCUGUAGAUUUAAAUCUAAACAGGCAAAAGGUCACUAUACUCAAGCUUGUUUGCUAAUUACUAUCAGCUUAAACAGGGACACCAUAAAGCUACAUAAAGUUACUCAGAAAUGAAUUUUUAGCCAGUGACUCGUAUGCCUAAAUCUGAUCUUUUAAAACAGCCAUCGCAGACCCUGCCCCUGUAGAUCUGUCCCCUUGCAGAGCUUCGGUGCAGCCUGAAUGUUACACACCUGAUAGAUAAUAAUCAGGCCCUUCAGUACUGACCCAUAUGGAAGCAGACUCUCAGCCAUCACUGGGGAUAAUAUUUGACUAGCAGCAAUGUGCCUUAGAUCAGAUCAUUCAGCAGGAGUUUUCAGAGGCUAUGUUACCUUUCUUCACCUGUAAAUUCCAUUGUGAAUUCAGAGUAUAAUAUUUACUUGGGCUAAUUUCUUUCUAAAACUGAAUUUCUGUAAAUGGGCAUGAUGAAUAAUGGUGUAUAUAUGUAUUUAUUCCAUACGACUGAAAGUUACUCCUUCCUGCUGUCUGUACUGUAAGCAAAGCAGCAUGCUUUGGAUAGAUGUCUGAACUCUUUUUAAAGUAUGAAGGAGGUGGUUUGUAAAGUUGAUUAUUUGUGGCCUAAGCCAGCCCUGCGUGUGCGUGUGGGUGUUUAUGUGUGUGUUCUCAUGUUUAUGCUGCGUUCGUAUGGGUUUCCUCUGGGUUCUCUGGUCCCUCCCACAGUUCAGAAACAUGCAGUUAGGUGAAUAGGUGACUAAAUUGCCCGGAGUACGUGCAAGUGCGCCUGCCAGUCCUGUGAUUGACCUGGCAUGCUGUGCUUCUUCUGAUUG